Molecule: messenger RNA, 3856 nt
Organism: Toxotes jaculatrix (banded archerfish)
Lineage: Eukaryota; Metazoa; Chordata; Actinopteri; Toxotidae
Gene: tars3
Product: threonyl-tRNA synthetase 3
Exons: 19
Coding region: 1220-3661 (813 amino acids)
Biological process (GO): threonyl-tRNA aminoacylation
Cellular component (GO): cytoplasm
Molecular function (GO): threonine-tRNA ligase activity; ATP binding
Source: RefSeq, a predicted model, not a curated record
ACAACCGUAGGUUGGUCUGGGCUGCAAUGUAAGAUCAAUAUGCUAUGGAUACCACAUAAAAGGCCUGAUCUUCUGAGGUAAGAGUAGUGAUGCUAACCUAACAAUACAGCGGUUCAAAGUACAGCUUCUAAUAUUGUAAAAAGAAGUGGCACAAAUUAAAAAAAAAAAGUUUACGGGAAAAGCUCAGUAUUUACAGUCGCUUGGUGUGUCCCGGAUACGUGCCAAAUUUCAGACCGACUCGUGAAAGGUCUUAAACCGCAUUGUGAUAUGCAUUUGUCCUAAGUGAACAGUAAACUGACGGUUUAUUGAACUGAGUCUGGUGUACGCGAUUUCCGAGCUAGCUUCCUGAGUUCGAUCCAGCUAAUGCAAUACUUGCUGUCAAUGUACAGGUAACUACUAUGUUUACUACUGCAGCGUUAACUGUAGGCUAGUGUUUGUCAACCGUUAGUUAAGAAUAAAACUGAAGUAGUUAGACCUUUCCGCUUUCUUUUAAAGUAUUUUUAAAUAUACAUGGAACUAGCUGACACUUACCUGUACGCUAACCAAUCCACUGUACAUGAAUGAAAAGUGAAUGUUUACAUAAACACACAGGACUGGCCGCACGUUGCACUGCGGUGAUCAGCUGAUGUCAAAAUGUAUCAGAAAAUAUGAUACUUCCCCCUAGCGUUGGUACUCCGUUACUGCAAAUCAUGGGAGGAAUGGUUCUUUAGCAGCAUCUGGAUGAAACAUGGUGCGAUAUCUGCCAAAUGUUUACCACUAUUCUACAGAAUACACUCGAACCAAAUAAAUAAAUCCUAAAGACCCCAAACACAGACCUCAAAUGUUAUGAUCUCAUCGUUAAAGUAUAUAAAAUUAUGAUCAAUCAUGAGUCAUUUUCGAGUAGUGUGUGUAGAAAUAUAUUUCUCCACUUGUCCACAGAAAUUUUAUUUGUGAUUUGCGUUGGUCUGAUUCUGACAUUAAGAAAUGAGAAAUAAGAAAUAUAGAAAUGUGUUAAAGGACAUCACAGUAUUAUAAAUAAGCGCUGAAAUCUGGUGACUCAUUCAUAUUUCUUCGCAUUAAUUAUUAUAUUUAUUAUUAUUAUUGUUUAUUUUAUUUUAUUUUUUUUAUUUUUUUAUUUUUUUCAUUUAUUUACUUAAUUUCUGGGUCAAACUAGGCUUUUAUUUUCAACACACCCUCACCGGAAGUUAGCUGUCAUUGUGGCUAUGGUGGUCAUUUAAAGAUGGCCGAGUGCUUGGCUGCACGUUUGGCCGCCCAGGAGGAGCAAAUUCAGGUCCUCUACAGGGAAAUUUCCACUCUUCGGGAUGGGCUAAGCCGUGGUCUGAAUGCCACCGAUGUUGUGGUCGUCUCUCCGGAGCUAGAGAGCCUGCGGACCGAGAACGAGAAGCUCAGGUACCGGCUGCUGCACCUCCGACGGGGUCUGCAGGCGGAGCUGGAGCUGGAGGAGGCGCAGGGCAAGAGGCGAGAAGGAGCUAAGAGUGGCAAAGCUCCGGAGAAAAACACCAGCAAAGAGCAGCAGACAAACAACCGAGCUGAUAACAAGGUGGCAACCCCGGAUACCAAACCAGGUGACAGGAACAAAAAAGAGAAGAAGCAGGACAAGGGCCAAGGGAACGGAGGCGUGAAAGAGCUGAAGCCCUGGCCUGCAUACAUUGCAGAGCGCCUCAGUCUCUAUGAGGAGCUGAAGAGGGAGAGUGAUGCCCUGCUGGCUAAGAGAGCUGUAGACGGCAAACCCAUUACUGUGGAGCUACCAGAUGGGGGGAAGGUGGCAGCCAAGGCGUGGGUCACCACACCGUACCAGCUUGCUCGUGAUAUCAGCCAAGGCCUGGCUGACAAUGCUGUGAUUUCUCGGGUGAAUGGGGAGCUUUGGGACCUGGACAGACCUCUUGAGCAGGACUGCUCUCUUGAGAUCUUGUGCUUUGACAAUGAGGAUGCUCAGGCCGUUUACUGGCACUCCAGUGCUCACAUCCUGGGGGAGGCGAUGGAGCGUUUUUAUGGAGGUUGUUUAUGUUAUGGACCCCCGAUAGAGAAUGGCUUCUACUAUGACAUGUUCCUGGACGAACAGAAGGGAGUGUCCAGCACUGAGUUUGGGGACCUGGAGAGUUUGUGUAAGGCUGUGGUGAAGGAAAAACAGCCCUUUGAGAGGCUUGAGAUCAGCAAGGAGACACUGCUCAAGAUGUUUAAGUACAACAAAUUCAAGUGCCGCAUUCUGAAUGAGAAAGUCACCACCCCCACUACUACAGUCUACAGAUGUGGGCCCUUGAUUGACCUGUGCAGAGGUCCCCAUGUCAGACACACAGGCAAGAUCAAGGCCAUGAAAGUCUACAAGAACUCCUCCACCUACUGGGAGGGACGCUCCGACAUGGAAACACUGCAGAGGAUCUAUGGGAUUUCCUUCCCAGACUCAAAGAUGCUGAAGGAGUGGGAACGUUUUCAGGAGGAGGCCAAGAAUAGAGACCAUCGCAAGAUUGGCAAAGAUCAGGAGCUGUUCUUCUUCCACGAUCUCAGCCCUGGCAGUUGUUUCUUCAUGCCACGCGGGGCCUACGUCUACAACACGCUCACAGAGUUCAUCAGGGAUGAGUACUGGAGAAGAGGCUUUCAGGAAGUAGCCUCCCCCAACAUCUAUAACAGCAAACUGUGGGAGACAUCUGGCCACUGGCAACACUACAGUGAAAACAUGUUCUCCUUCCCUGUGGAAGAUGACAUAUUUGCUCUCAAGCCAAUGAACUGCCCCGGGCACUGUCUGAUGUUCAGCCACAGGCCUCGCUCGUGGAGGGAGCUUCCUCUGAGGCUGGCAGAUUUCGGGGUCCUCCACAGAAACGAGCUGUCAGGAACAUUAACUGGGCUGACCAGAGUCCGGCGCUUCCAGCAGGAUGACGCUCACAUUUUCUGCACGAUGGAUCAGAUCGAGUCAGAGAUGAAGGGCUGUCUGGACUUCCUCCGCGCUGUUUACGAUGUGUUUGGCUUCUCCUUCCAGCUUCACCUUUCCACCCGCCCCGAAAAGUAUCUGGGUGAUAUUGCUGUGUGGAACCAGGCAGAGAAGCAACUGGAGAACAGCCUGAAUGAAUUUGGGGAGCCAUGGAAACUCAACCCUGGAGACGGUGCUUUUUAUGGACCCAAGAUUGACAUUAAGAUCAAAGAUGCAAUUGGACGUUACCACCAGUGUGCAACCAUUCAGCUGGACUUCCAGCUGCCUAUCCGCUUCAACCUGACCUUUGUGGGGAAGGAUGGAGACGACAAAGCCCGACCAGUCAUCAUCCAUCGUGCCAUCUUGGGCUCAGUGGAGAGGAUGAUUGCCAUUCUCACUGAGAACUAUGCUGGGAAAUGGCCACUGUGGCUGUCUCCACGUCAGGUGAUGUUAGUGCCUGUCAACCCGUCCUGUGAGGAUUACGCCAAGAUGGUGUGUAAGCAGUUUACAGAAGCCGGUUUCAUGGCAGAUGCUGACCUGGACUCUGGCUGUCUACUAAACAAGAAAAUCCGAAAUGCACAGUUGGCUCAGUAUAACUUCAUUCUUGUGGUCGGAGAGAAGGAGAAGAUGACUAACAGCGUCAAUGUGCGCACGAGGGACAAUAAAGUCCACGGAGAACUGUCGGUGCCCGAGGUGCUGGCUCGCCUGACCCUGCUCAAACAAUCCCGCUGUCGAAACGCAGAGGAGGAGUUCUGAAAAAGACAAAGAACAAAGCAGACUCUCGUAUUUGAAUACCUCACUCUUAGAACUACAGCCACAUAAGCAGUAAAGGGAGAAAUGAAGGCACACAUAAAGGUGGCACUGGGAAAGUGUAGUACACAAAGUUAUGUGAAUUUGAUCUGUUUUCUCAAAGGUCUGUCUCCGUGGGGAACCCUAGAAAUAAAUCUACCA